AAUAUUGCUGCGUUACUCACAGGAAGCUUCCCCGCCUUCGUUUUCCUGUGCGACCUCCUGUGAGGGGUUUCCAAGUCUCGGAGAGCAAAACCGGCGGUGACGACAGCCGCACAACAUGCAGCUGCACUGCACGCAGCGCUCCGCAGCAGCGAGCUGCCAUGCUCGCCGUGGCGCUGCAGUGGCGCAAGCGCCAGUCCGCUGCAGCCACCCGUCAGGCGUUUUCCUGAAUGGAGCCUCGAUUGCACCGAGCGUGCACCGCUCUCGCCGAUGCGUAAAGGCGUUUGUGAGUGUGGCGAGCCAGAAUGCUGCCCAGAUGGAUGCUGCCCCUCAGAAGGCGCAGGCUACGCAGCAAGAUUGGACGCCCAAAACCACUGCCAGCGACUCAGUUCUCGCAGUGUGGAGGAAGGCGGACGCAGUUUGCUUCGAUGUUGAUUGCACCAUUACCGUGAAUGACUCGCUGGACCUGCUGGCCGAGUUCAUGGGCGUGAAGGAGCAGGUGGAAAUCCUGACCAACAAGGCCAUGGACGGCUCUCUGUCUCUGGAGCAGGCCCUGGAGGAGCGGCUCAACAUCAUCAACUGCUCGCCCGAUGACAUCAAGCGGUUCAUCAAGGCGCACCCGCCCGCCUCGCGCAUGGCGCCGGGCAUCAAGGAGCUCAUCAACUCGCUUCAGGCCCGCGGCAAGGCCAUCUACCUCAUCAGCGGAGGAUUCAGGGAGCUGACGCUGCCCAUCGCCGCGUACCUGGGCAUCCCCAAGGAGAACGUAUUUGCCAACCGCAUGAACUGGCAGUGGGACGACGAGACCGGCAUGCCCACCAAGCUGGUCGGCUUCGACAUGUCGGAGCCCACCGCACACAACCAGGGCAAGCCGCAGGCCAUCGCGCGCAUCCGCCAGCGCAACCCCUACAACACCGUUGUCAUGAUCGGCGACGGCAUCACCGACCUGGAGGCGGUCCAGACCACCGGGGGCGCCGACCUGUUCAUCGGCAGCGGCGUGGUGGUGGAGCGCCCGGCGGUGGCCAGGGAGGCGGACUGGUACGUGUACGACUACACGGACCUCCUGCGCACCAUGGCCCGCUACUCGGUGGCCAUGGUGGGCAGCGGCGCCUGGGCGUGUGCAGCGGUGCGCAUGAUCGCGCAGAACACACAGGUGGACGACGCGGCGGAUGAGUUUGUGGACGAAGUGCGCAUGUGGGUGUACGAGGAGGACUUCGAGGGCAAGAAGCUCACGGAGGUCAUCAACCAGACCCACACGAACCCCAAGUACUUCCCCGGCUUCGACCUGGGCCCCAACGUGGUGGCCGUACCCAACAUCGUGGACGCGGUGGCUGACGCCGACCUGAUUGUGUUCUGCGCGCCGCACCAGUUCCUGCACCACAUCUGCAAACAGCUGGUCGGCAAGAUCAAGCCUGGCGCCGCCGCCAUCAGCCUGACCAAGGGCAUGCGCGUGCGGCCCGAGGGCCCGCAGCUGAUCAGCCAGAUGGUGCGGCGCCUGCUGGGCAUCGACUGCUGCGUGCUCAUGGGCGCAAACAUCGCCACGGACAUCGGCCGCGAGCAGCUGUCCGAGGCAGUCAUUGGGUACGACAACCUGGAUGCGGCCACGCUGUUCCAGAAGAUCUUCCAGCGCCCCUACUUCCGCGUCAACCUGCUGCCCGACCCGGUGGGCGCGGAGAUGUGCGGCACGCUCAAGAACAUCGUGGCCCUGGGUGCGGGCAUGGUGGACGGCCUGGGACUGGGACCCAACUCCAAGGCCGCAAUCAUCCGCCAGGGCCUGGUGGAGAUGCGGGCGUUCUCCAAGGCGCUGUACCCCUCCGUGCGUGAUGACACGUUCAUGGAGAGCUGCGGCGUGGGAGACCUGGUGGCGACCUGCUAUGGUGGCCGCAACCGCCUGGUCGCCUGCGAGUGGACCAAGGCGCAGAUGGAGGGCAAGCCGCGAACCUUUGAGGACCUGGAGACGGACCUGCUCAAGGGCCAGAAGCUGCAGGGCGUCCUCACCAGCAACGAGGUGCAGGAGAUCCUCAAGGUGCGCGGCUGGGAGUCGCAGUACCCGCUGUUCACCACAGUCAACCGCAUCAUCAACGGCUACCUGCCGCCCAAGUACGUGGUGGAGUUCGUGGCUGGCGCCAAGUACCACAUCCGCCGCCCCGGCACCGACGAUGAGGAGAUUGUCCCUGUGCGGCCCAAGCGCCCCGCUGCCGCCGGUGGCGUGGCCACCGCACCCAUUCUUGCCGCCUAAGCAGCGGCAGCGGCUAGCCCUGCAUUGCACCAGAGAGCAAAUGGAGACUGCGGCGGAAGUAGCUGCGGUGACAGCAGCAGGAGUGAGGAGCAGGCACUUAUGCUGGUGCGGAUGUCUCAUGAAGGCAUGAACAAGAUGUUGUUGAAGAUGAGGGCAGGUUGAAGCAUUUUCUCUAGAAUUGAGCGCGUCCGAGGGCUUCAUGCAGCCUUGCGCGCCGUUGUAGACCCGACACCGGUCGUGGCGCCGCAUGGGCAAGGGCGCUCGGUAGGUGUGUGUUUCAUUGAGCGGGAUCACAUUCGGUCCCUUCAGAUGUGUGCGCGCGCAAAGCGCGCGUUGUUGCUUGCGCCCGACACCCGUAUUCACCUACCAUGUAGAUUAUACGCAUCCCUUCAUGGAUGGGGCUGCUGCAGUGCAUUUCCUGACGGUGUUAGCGUGUAUUGACCAUUGCCCUCGGGUGCGGACCUGCAUGUUGUGCCUGUUGGCCCACGGUGGCAGGGCGCCUUUGGCCCCUCCCCACGCCCGCCAGCCCUGUCUGUCGUAAUAUUUGAAAGACGAUGCGCCACCUGGCAAUUCUUUCUUUGAUUCAAUUCAGUGUAUGGUAACGCUUGUGUGCCUGGGUCCCGCUCACAUUGAUCGAGUUGGCUGCUUGCACACGGUGCUAUCAGGGUGUCCGACAAUCUGAUUUGCAGACUUGCAGUUGAGGGCGCCCGCGCCAUCUGUAAAGUUUGGUGCGUUGAGCUGCCGAAAGCGCCCCUGUAAAUGAAAGUGCUG
This is a messenger RNA of Chlamydomonas reinhardtii, 3004 nucleotides long. RefSeq lists its product as uncharacterized. NCBI's taxonomy places the organism in Eukaryota, Viridiplantae, Chlorophyta, Chlorophyceae, Chlamydomonadales, Chlamydomonadaceae. Gene Ontology annotation, biological process: carbohydrate metabolic process; glycerol-3-phosphate catabolic process. The record is from RefSeq and is a predicted model, not a curated record. Bases 116 to 2233 code for a protein of 705 amino acids. The transcript has 22 exons. Gene Ontology annotation, cellular component: cytosol; glycerol-3-phosphate dehydrogenase (FAD) complex. Gene Ontology annotation, molecular function: glycerol-3-phosphate dehydrogenase [NAD(P)+] activity; NAD binding; protein homodimerization activity.